AUGGCAUCUGAAAAUAUCCAGGAAGUUGACUCCAAUUUGAUCGAAUCCAACUACGACAAUGUCAGAGCUAUCUUGCCAAUCACUGAGGGUAGAGAUGUUCUUGCCCAGGCCCAAUCUGGUACCGGUAAGACCGCUACUUUCACCAUUUCCGCAUUGCAAAGAAUCGACGAGAAGCUGAAGAAGACCCAAGCAUUGAUUCUCGCCCCAACAAGAGAAUUGGCUUUGCAAAUUCAAAAGGUCGUUCUGGCCAUUGGUAUGCACUUGGAUCUGACCGUUCAUGCUUCUAUCGGUGGUAAGGCUGUCCAAGAGGAUAUGGAGGCCCUUAGAAACGGUGCACAAAUUGUCGUUGGUACCCCAGGUAGAGUUUACGACAUGAUCGAGAGAGGUUACUUCAAGACUGAUGCCAUCAAGAUGUUCAUCAUGGAUGAGGCUGAUGAGAUGUUAUCGUCUGGUUUCAAAGAGCAAAUCUACAACGUGUUCCGUUUCCUGCCAACCACUACCCAGGUUGUGCUGCUUUCCGCUACCAUGCCUCAAGAUGUUCUGGAGGUCACUACCAAGUUCAUGAGAAACCCAGUCAGAAUUCUUGUCAAGAAGGAUGAGCUGACUCUGGAAGGUAUCAAGCAGUUCUACAUCGAUGUCGAUGAGGAACAAUACAAAUUCGACUGUCUGUGUGACUUGUACGACUCUAUCUCUGUCACCCAGGCCGUUAUAUUCUGUAACACCAGAAGAAAGGUCGAAACCCUCACCCAACAGUUGACUGAGAACAACUUCACUGUUUCUGCUAUCCACUCCGACUUGAGUCAGCAAGAUAGAGACACCAUCAUGAACGAGUUCAGAACCGGCUCUUCCAGAAUUCUGAUUUCUACCGACUUGCUGGCCAGAGGUAUUGAUGUUCAGCAGGUUUCGUUGGUUAUCAACUACGACUUGCCAUCCAACAAAGAAAACUACAUCCACAGAAUCGGUAGAGGUGGUAGAUUUGGUAGAAAGGGUGUUGCCAUCAACUUGAUCACCAGAGAGGACACUGAGAUGCUCAGAGAAAUCGAGAUGUUCUACUCCACUCAAAUUGUUGAAAUGCCUUCAAGCAUUAAUGACUUGUUCGACUGA
Ogataea haglerorum is the source of this 1104-nucleotide messenger RNA. RefSeq lists its product as uncharacterized. The transcript is spliced from 2 exons. The coding region runs from base 1 to 1104 and encodes 367 amino acids. Lineage: Eukaryota; Fungi; Ascomycota; Pichiomycetes; Pichiales; Pichiaceae. Gene Ontology annotation, molecular function: ATP binding; RNA helicase activity; RNA binding. The record is from RefSeq and is a predicted model, not a curated record.